AGCUUAUUGACUCAAUGAGCGUGGAUGUGUUCCUGUACGAUCGCGCUUGUAGAUCUGGCCCAGUGCUAUUUUCCUUGUACCUCAAGGCCUCAUGACUGAAAAUCAAGUAAAAAUAAGACAAAAGAUUGGUCGUUGAACUCAGGAAUGUAUUGUACUCCUGACCGUCAUCGCGGUAACUACCGAUUUUCUUUCUCAAACUUGCUCCUCUUCGAGUCUCACCUGCUCCACUACGUGUAGCCCCUCUUCCAACAGGAACUAUAUUUCCUGAACUUCAAAUUGCACCAGGGUCAAGCAAAUAACCAUGAUCAUUUUUUAAAGCGCUGGAGUUGACACCUCGCUAAAGUUGACGUCGUGGGGUUCUUCCAGACAGGAGCUUCUUAGCAUGUCUCUGCCUCCCUGGUUUUCAAAACUAUAUAACACUGGGAUACAUCGAUACACAUGGAAACUCACAUUUCCAAAGAUCAUGUCGACCUCAUUCUAUCAUGCCGAGCUUAGCAGGGCCCUUUCUGAACAAGCCUUCGGGCUGGCUCGGUUUGACGUCUGCAGAGGCUCAUCGCCCCAUGAGGCCACUGCUUCUGUCACUUUGUUAGAGGGCAGAACUAUUCGCAUAACGCUAACUGCCCGUGGCUACCAACUUGAUGGGGAUCAGAUCUUUGAAUCUAUCGAAGGUCUCUUGCAGGCUGUCAGUGCAGCAUACGAAGGAAGAAGGAGAGAGGCUUUGUUUUCGCGCCUGCGAAGCCUAUCAUGAGACAUUGUUCCCCGCGAUCGCGAUAUACAAUGGCCUUAACCAUAUUUGUAGUAUUUUUGUACUAAUGUAUAGUUGACACAUAUUUUUGUACUUCUUCAUAGCGCUUUACUAGAAGCUCGCCGCCAGGCUCGAUCCUCGAGCAGUCGACUAGUUAGAAUGUCUGGCAGUACUACUUGCAACCUAGAACAAAUUUUUGAUGUAAUUCAGUUUCG
Molecule: messenger RNA, 960 nt
Organism: Suillus fuscotomentosus
Lineage: Eukaryota; Fungi; Basidiomycota; Agaricomycetes; Boletales; Suillaceae
Exons: 3
Coding region: 383-748 (121 amino acids)
Source: RefSeq, a predicted model, not a curated record